This is a messenger RNA of Ectocarpus siliculosus, 3975 nucleotides long. NCBI's taxonomy places the organism in Eukaryota, Phaeophyceae, Ectocarpales, Ectocarpaceae. The record is from the annotation of a GenBank genome assembly.
AUGGACGAAGUAUUGAUAGAGGCACCUCAUGUCGUACAGACGAUGGAAGCGAUUCUCUCGCGCGAGAACUAUAUCUACGAGAGUCAAGAGAUGGACAACAUGACCCUGCUCAGGGCGCGUUUCCAAGAGAGGUACACCAUUACCUUCUCCUGCAUGCAGGAGAACUCGGUUCGCAGCACAAUGAGGGCAAUCCUAAGCGACAAAAUCGAAAGCCAGCGACAGCGGAGCGUGGCGGCGACGUACAUUGCCAAGGCCAACUUUCGUCUCAACGUUGGACAAUUUCGGAUUGAUCUGACGGACGGCGAGGUGGUUUUCCACUCCACUCAGCCGCUCAAGGGGAUGACUCUCGGGGAUUGCAUCCCCCUACUUCACUCGUGGUUCAAAGCGUUCAUGGCCACUUUUGCCGUCUAUCGCCAUGGCAUGAAGGCCCUCAUCGAAGGACGGAGCCUUGAGGCAGCAGAGGGGGUCGUGGACCAAACGUUGUCCUCAAUACGCGGUGGAUCUAGCUCCUCGCCUUCAGAAGGGAAGGAGGAACAUGCGCUUGGCAGGACUCGGGCUGACUUGAGCUUUUCGCAGCAAACAAACCCUGCGGCGCCGACGGCGAAGAUAACGUCGGCAUUCGUCACGCAGGCGAUGGAAGACAUCUUCAAGGGCAGGGAGUACGUCUACGAAGUGAUACAGUCCGACUCCUCCGUCACCACGCUGAAAGCGAAGUUCACGGGAGGGUACACGGUACGGUUCAUGUGCAAACCGGGGAACAACAUUCGCAGCACUAUGCUCGCAGUCCUCGAAGACAAGGUUGGCGACGAACGACAGCGGAGCGUCGUCGCGACGUACUUUGCCCAGGUUAACUUUAAUCUCAACAACGGAAAGUUCGAGCUCGACAUGCGUGACGGCGAGGUGAUGUACAACUGCACCCUGCCUCUUGAGGGAAUGACGCAAUCAGACUGCACUCAUCUUCUUCGAUCAUGGUUCUCGGUGUUCAUGGCCACUUUCUACGUCUACAUGCCCGGACUGAAACUCAUCAUCGGGGGAGGGAGCAUCGAAGACGCGAACGCGGCCAAAGCCAGGCUGUUGGAAGAGGAACGCGGCGGCGGUAGCUCUCGUCGCCCGGCACCCGAACCCGAACCCGUCUCGUCGUCGUCGUCUUUUUCUUCUUCUUCGACGACGACGACGACGCCGACGCCGACGCCCGCUCCGGUUCCCCAACCUUCGCCGGUGCGACCUUCACGGGCGGCCGAGAACUCCGUCGCCGCCAAGGCAUUCAAGGACCUGCUGCUCGAACGCGGGGACUGCUGCUCGCUGGAAUCGGACGUCGAGGGUGCCUCGCACGUGGUGCAGGGCGUGUACGACUACAAGGGUGCUACGGCCGUGAUCUGGGCCUGCGACAAGACGGACGAGAAGAUGCUGGAGGUCCGGGUCUUCAUGGUGGAUGCCGUUCCCCGGCACCGAGUGGAGCCCCUGUCACGACUCAUCGAAAAAGUGAACACCAACAGCGCCGUCGGGGGCUUCAAGCUCGAUGAGGAGAACGGACGGCUGUACUACGGGUACAGCGUUCCGUACGGUGGUCUAACGGAUGGUCAGCUCACGGUCCUCGUCAGGGGAAAGUCCCUCCAGCUUUGCCUUGGGACCCACCUGGAAUUCCUCCCGUCGAUUAAAGCCGUCAUUCACGACAGCGCUCCCGUCCCCCCCUCCGUCGACAUGAUCCGGUCUACGUACCACACGACGAGGGACAACCCGGAGUCCGACUUCCACAAGAACGAGCUGGUGCCGUCCCGGCACGAAGGCCCUUCGGCUGCCACCAUGCCGGGUGUAAAUCGCCAUCGCCCCCGACCGCCGCCACCCGCCUACGGGUUCGGGACGGCCCCGAGUUCGCGGGACGUCAAGGACGCCGCGGGGGUGAUGCCGCGCGUGCCGCAGCUGGCGGUCGAAGACCUGGACUUUCAGGACGAGUCGGGCAGGGGUGGCAUGGGGUUCGUGAGGAAAGCGGUGUACCGGAAGGGCGCCGAGGUGGCGGUGAAAGAACUCCUGCCAAGCCUGGCGAAGGACGACUACGACCUGUUCAUGGUGGGCGUCACUCAAAGGAGCAAGUCCGACCGCGCGCUGCGGCUUGUGACGGACUGGUGCAACGGCGGUUCCCUGCAGACCCUGCUCAACGACGCGUUUGGUGGAGACGAAAUGGAGGUUAUCACCUACGGUGACGCGUUGAAGUAUGCUCGCCACAUCGCCGCGGGGGUUGACCACCUUCACCGGCACAAGCUCCUUCACCUCGACCUCAAGCCCGGCAAUGUCAUGCUCGACAGAGCCGGCGGCGGGGGCAAAGCGAAGCUGACGGACUUCGGCCUGGCCAAGAUCAUCUCGAACGGUACCCAAACAUCCAACCGCACGCUAGGCGGAACAUUCGGUUUCAUGGCGCCUGAGGUCAUCGAGCCAGGAAAAUUCACGAAGGAAUUGAGGAGCGGCCCUCACACCGACGUCUUCGCGUUGGGCGUUACCGUCUUCCUGCUGUUCACCGGCUACCACCGCCCCUACAAGCCCGAUGUUUCUGGCCAUGCUAUCAACCAGGAGGUGUGCCGGGGUCUCCGCCCCGAAUUUCCCGCCGGGUUUUCCUGGCCUGGAGGAAGCCCCGUAACUGAGCGGGUCCAGAACCUCAUCCAGGGGUGCUGGGCGAACGACCCGGAGAAGCGUCCAGCGGUGGACCAUAUUCUCAACACCCUCUACCAGAUAGAAUCCAUGGUCAAGGACGCCGACGGCAUGGAGCGAGCAAUCUCUCCGCAGACCCUGCCAAUCGUAUCCUCAUUCAGGUUGUGAUACGAGCAGGCCCGUGGCAUGGUUGCUCGUAGAGAGGCAAGGUUUUGGUGCUAUAUGUAACAUACGCAAUGCAUGACACAGCGAGCAGCACGCGAAAAGCUAUUAAAAAGGUGGAUUGUUGAUCACGCCGCUAGCCCGCUCAUCUGCCGUGUGACACUCGGCAUGACCGUACAGUAGUACUAUUUCUCGCUCGCUGGCCCAUCUACAUGUGAAGUCUGGCGCGGCAGCGAGGCGGUUUUUUUCCCUCUGCGUUUCGUACAUCACCGUAGUAUAAUAAGCGCCAUUGAAAGAGUUGGGGUUCUCGGGAGAACGGGAGCCCUACGCAUAAGAGAGUUAAUUCAAGUGCAUGUUGUCCCUGCCGAGACGUUGGAUAUUAGGGGAGAAACCGAGGUACCGAGGUUGAGAUUUUCUUUGCGGCGAAGGGCAGGCGGAGUGUGAACGUUAGUAAAUAGCAGUAUCGGCUCUAUGCUAGAUAGAGCUGGGGUUGGGCCUCCAGCCUCGACAUGUUGUGCUGAUUGUGGUUGACUUGUCCGGCGUCCAGGGUAGUACGUACGAUGAUGUGCAGGAUAGUGAUUUGCGGGUAUGUUUGUGCCGCUACUACCGCGAUGAUGAUGUUGAUGAUUAUGAUAUGCUCCUCCGGUGUGGGCAGGCUUUGUUGAACUUGAUGUGUGGGCUUGCGUCUUCCUCUUCGGUACUGAACGAAGCAUGCUACUACCCAGGAUGCGUGACAGCGACAUACGUUGUCAGCCCCCCCCGAUGCUCGUAUGUCGAAUGUUUGUUACUGAUUAUCUUGCCGCCCCCACCCUACUACAUACCCCCCCCCAUACAUACUUAAAAGUUGAAGUAGGAUAGAACCCCAGCAGUGUGAGGUGAUACAAGUAGCAGAGAAACAUGAGUGCGAGUGAGGAGGGCAAAAGCGUGAGCAGGAAGACCUUGUAUCGAGCUUCGUUUGCGCUUGACCGCGCUGUGUACACCCAUCUAUACCGUAUUCUAUUCCCUUCAAUACAUGAAUACGUAUUUUUCCUUCCUCCCUAUAUUGAUCAUGGCCUUUCCGUCCUCUUUUCCCAUGUUUUCCUGUUCUUCUCCUUGGUUCGUUACGGUAUUACCUUUUCUCGUAUCCCCUUCUAUUUCUCGGACUGUUGUGGUUGUCGUGUUGUCUGCUUU